Molecule: messenger RNA, 1479 nt
Organism: Microthlaspi erraticum
Lineage: Eukaryota; Viridiplantae; Streptophyta; Magnoliopsida; Brassicales; Brassicaceae
Source: the annotation of a GenBank genome assembly
AUGACCAGGAAAGAGGUGGUGGUGGCCGUGACGGUUGCAACGGUCACAGCGGUUGCAGCGGCUGUACUAUUAGGUCGGUGGAUGCAGAGGAAAGAAAGGCGGCGGAAACAGACACAGAGGAUUUUGAGGAAAUUCGCCAGAGAAUGCGCCACGCCGGUGUCCAAGCUCUGGGAGAUGGCGGACGCCUUUGUCGCCGACAUGACCGCCUCUCUUUCCGCCGAGACUUGCGGUUCCCUCAACAUGCUCGUUUCAUUCGCCGGUUCUCUCCCUUCCGGGAAUGAGAAGGGCGUACACUAUGGAGUUAACUUGCGAGACAAGGAACUUCUGCUGCUACGCGGAACGUUAGGAGGUAACGAAGAGCCUAUCUCCGACGUACAGAAACAGGAUAUUUCGAUCCCCGACCAUGUUUUAAACAAUGCUUUCAAGGAGUUGUGCGAUUACAUAUCAUUGGAGCUAGUUAAAUUUCUUGGGAAGAAUCCGAGUGAAGAAACAGAGGAAGUUAAGAAUCUCGGGUUUACACUGACGCGCUUCGUCGAGCAUAUUGGACACGCAGGUUCAAUCUCGGCUAUACAGAGGAAGAGUUUAGCAUAUGAUGAUACGGUUUUGAAGGAAUAUCUGAAUGAAAUGAAUGAAUCAUUGGAGAGACACGGCCUGAAAAUUCGGAUGAACACGGCUCUGGUGGAUGACACAAUAGGAGAGUUGGCUGGAGGAAGGUACUAUCAUAAGGACACUGUGGCUGCAGUCACUUUAGGUAUGGGAACUAACGCUGCUUACAUCGAACAGCCUCAAGAGAUUUCAAAUUGGAAAUCAACAAUACCUGAGCCGCAAGAGAUCGUAAUUAGCACUGAAUGGGGAGACUUCAGAUCUUGUCAUCUUCCUGUAACUGAGAUCGAUGCUUCUCUUGAUGUGGAAAGCUUGAAUCCUGGAAGCCGAGUAUUUGAGAAGAUGGUGUCUGGAGGAUACUUGGGGGAGAUAGUGAGAAGAGUGUUGCUAAGAAUGUCUGAAGAAUCUGCACUCUUUGGAGAUAGAUUGCCUCCUAAACUCUCAAUUCCUUACAUUUUAUGGUCGCCAGAUAUGGCUGCGAUGCAUCAAGACAUAUCCGAAGAUCGAGACAUCGUGAACAAAAAGCUCAAAGAUGUUUUUGGGAUAAUGGAUUCAACACUUGCGGCGAGGGAAGUGGUGGUUGAAGUGUGCGAUGUAGUGGCGGAGAGAGCGGCUCGUGUGGCGGGAGCAGGAAUAGUUGGGAUGAUAAAGAAGCUUGGAAGGUUAGAGAAGAAGAUGAGCAUUGUGAUUGUUGAAGGAGGUUUGUAUGAUCAUUACAGGGUCUUUAGAAACUAUCUUCAUAGCAGUGUUUGGGAAAUGCUCGGCGAUGAGUUAUCAGAUCAUGUCGUCAUCGAACAUUCUCACGGUGGAUCUGGCGCCGGAGCUCUUUUCUUGGCGGCCUCUGGCGGCAAAGACAAUCAAGACUCCCAAAGCUGA